Molecule: messenger RNA, 777 nt
Organism: Colletotrichum navitas
Lineage: Eukaryota; Fungi; Ascomycota; Sordariomycetes; Glomerellales; Glomerellaceae
Exons: 2
Coding region: 202-480 (92 amino acids)
Molecular function (GO): N-acetyltransferase activity
Source: RefSeq, a predicted model, not a curated record
CCCAAGAAGGAGGUGGAGGUGGGUCACGUGACCCAUGGGCUCCUCCACCAACACAUAGAGAUACGGGGCCACCGCGCUGGUGACAUAGGUUACAUCACCUAUCGACAUGGAGUAAUCUAUGCAAAAGAGUUCGGAUUCAACAGGCAUUUUGAAGCGCAUUGCUGGACUGCCGAGACAGGCGGGGAGUUUCUAGGGUGUAUCAUGCUCAUCAAAGAGCCUGAAACACCAAGCACAGCAAGAGUGAGAUGCUUCUUGGUGGAGGACUGUGCGCGAGGAUCUGGCUUGGGAACCAGUUUGAUGACAGGCUGCAUCGAUACGGCAAAGGAAUUGGGUUAUGAGCAUCUUGUGUUGUCAACCACCAACUUGUCUGGCUCCGCGCGCCGCUUGUACGCCAAAUUUGGGUUCAGGCUAGAGAGUAAGACAGAACAUCAAGAGUGGGGAAUUAGGCAUAUUGGAGAAACAUGGAGGAUGGAAUUGUAAAGUGUUCAGCAGACAAUUGUAGACCGGUGCACUGCAAGCCAUUGCCAACAAUCAUACAAUAGUCGAACAGGACUAGUGUUAUAGCUUCACCCAUUUGACCAGUCUAAAGAUGGAUAGGGAUUCUAAUGGCAUUGCACCUUGUUCUAGCAUCAUGUUCAUGAUAUCUUUUUUGCUUAAUACCCGUGCUUCUUAAGCCAGCCUACAAGGUCUGCUUCUGCCUUUACCCUAAGCUCGGCUCUCUUCACCUCGUCAUGUUCCUCGAGAACUGACGCGCUGCCUAGCCAGUAUGGACACAGG